AUGGAAGCCAUACAAGGCGGACAACUUUUGGAACCUAGGUAUGAGCAGAUCAAACACAAGGUGAGGAAGGAUAUGCUACUGGGAUUCCACAUAUCAGAAAAUGGAAUGUUAGGAUUUAAAGUUAGAAUUUGUGUUCCCGAUGAUGCAGAGAUUAAGAAGCAAAUCUUCUAUAAGGAAAACAAUGUCCCUUACGCAAUGCACCCCAUUGCUACAAAAAUGGUGAAGCACCAUCGACCAGCCGGGUUACUGAAACCGCUAAAGAUUUCAGAAUGGAAGUGGGAGAUGAUCACAAUGGAUUUUUUCAUGGGACUGCGUAAUAUUCCUAAGGGUCAAGAUACAAUAUGGGUUAUUGUUGAUAGAUUGACCAAGUCGGCACAUUUCUUACCCAUUAAGAUAACUUAUUUAGUGGAUAAGUUAGCAGACUUAUACAUAGCAGAGAUUGAAGCCGGUGAAAGAAAAUUCUUGGGUAUAGAGGAAGUGGACAAAGUUAUCGAAGAUGUCGAGAAGAUUCAAGAGAGGCUGCGCAAAUAUGCGGACCGACACGGAAGACCCUUGGCAUUUGAAGAUGGAGAUAAGGUGCUUCUGAAGGUGGCUCCAUUGAAGGGAGCUAUGGGUUUUGGUAAGAAAGGAAAAUUAAGUCCAAGGUAUAUCAGACAUUUUGAGAUAGUAGAGAAAAUCAGCGUGGCAGCCUACCGAUUAGCUCUCCUACCUGCUUUGGCUCAAGUACAUGAUGUAUUCCAUGUAUCUAUUCUGAGAAAAUAUGUGGAUGACCUGAGCCAUGUACUUAGUUAUGAACAAUUGGAGGUGGAUCUGAAAUUGUGUUACGAGGAGAAACCAGUAAGGAUUCUGAAUCGUAAGGAUAAGGUGUUGUGUAAUAAGACUAUACCCUUGGUUAAGUUGCAGUGGUGGAACCAUGGGGUAGAAAAAUAA
Molecule: messenger RNA, 930 nt
Organism: Humulus lupulus (European hop)
Lineage: Eukaryota; Viridiplantae; Streptophyta; Magnoliopsida; Rosales; Cannabaceae
Exons: 3
Coding region: 1-930 (309 amino acids)
Source: RefSeq, a predicted model, not a curated record